Messenger RNA from Labrus mixtus (cuckoo wrasse), 1408 nucleotides. Its product is annotated as heat shock protein 67B1. The transcript is spliced from 5 exons. The coding region runs from base 161 to 1237 and encodes 358 amino acids. Gene Ontology annotation, molecular function: protein folding chaperone. Gene Ontology annotation, biological process: protein refolding; response to heat. Lineage: Eukaryota; Metazoa; Chordata; Actinopteri; Labriformes; Labridae. The record is from RefSeq and is a predicted model, not a curated record.
AAGUGCUGAACAGACAGAAGCAGUAUAUAAAGCCCCUGAGAGAACUCUCUGUCUCAUCAUUCUUAGCUUUGGGGUACAACACUCAUCCCUCACUCAUGCUGAGGUUUUAAUUGCAGAAAUUUAAGUUUUUUUCCCCUGUAUUUUUUUUUUUUCUAGAAAAAUGAGUGGGCAGGAAAAGACGGAGCAGUCAUGUGGGCAGUACGGCAGGGACGCCCCCUGGUACCCCAUGAGAAAAUGGUGGCAGUCCAGCCGUCUUUUCAGUCAGGAUGUUGGCCUGCCUCCUUUCCUGGAGCCUCGAGACCCUAAGUGGGUGGAUGUGGAGCUGCUCCAGAGGAGUUUGGCAGCCUCUUCCUGGCCAGGGUACAUACCCGCUCCCCUGUUUGUGCCCUACAUCUCUGCUGCGAUGCAUCAUCCCAGGCAGGAGAUGAGUAAGGAGCAGUACAAGUGGCAGGUCAGCCUGGACGUGGCUCACUUCUCCCCCUCUGAGAUUAGUCUCAGCGUCAGUGACGGAUUCCUGGAGGUUGGAGGGAAACAUGAGGAGAGGCCAGAUGAGCAUGGAUUUAUUGCCAGAUGUUUUACAAGGAAAUACAGGCUCCCGGCUGAGAUUGAUGUUUCCAAAAUUGCAUCCACACUUUCUGUUGAUGGUAUCCUGACUGUGGAAGCUCCAGUUCCUGAAACAUCUGUUCCUGCAGUCAUCAUUAUACCCAUAAAGGUAGAGAUGGAGGCAGCAGGAGAAAUAAAGGAGCAAUAUGAAGCUCCUGAUACAAACCCAGAUAACAGCAGAGCACCAGAGGACCCAGACAGUACGUGUGCAGAGGAUUAUGGGGAUGAGUCUCCAGUAGAGGUCCGUGGUGAUCAGGCACACCCAGACAGCUCUGCUGCUGGAUUUCAACAGCAUGAAGAGAGGAAGGAACAAGAGAAGGAGACCCAUGAAAAGCCACCUGGAAUAUCCCACCCUUCAGAAGCUGCAACUGGCGAAAGCACAGAGAGUGUUCCAGAUUCUUUAAAGCACCAUGAAGACCCUGAAAGCCAAGCGCACCCAGACAAAGACCUGUCCAAACAGCAAGAACACAAAGAGCCAGACCUGGAUGAAGAGAUCCAGGUAAUGGCAGGCACAGAGGAGGCUGCUGUGGAAAUGAUUCAUCCCGAGGAACCAGAGCUGGGCAAGGGUCCACCGAGCAAGGUCCUGAGCCAGCAGCUGGAGGCUCCUGACAUAAAACAAGAACACACUAAGUAGAAAUGUGAAAAUCUUAAACAAAUUCAAAUCUCAUACCGAUAAAUAGUUGCAUGGCCUGCUUAGUUACCUUGUGCUAUUUCUACAAAUGCAUUAAGUGGAUAGAAUUAAAAAUCAUAUAAUCAUGCUGUCUUUGGAGCUCCAAUAAAGCAAAAAGCAAAUGAAAAUGGUAAA